CAUAUAAAUGCGUAAAAAAAUCACGAUCAGUAUAUAAAAGCGAACAUUUGCCUACGAGCUACGAUCAUUUGCUAGCGUGCAUUAUUAGAGGGACCGUUGCUAGAAACCAAAUUGCAGGAAAAUGAUAAAGUUUGUGUGUGUGUUUGCAUUGUUAGCCGUUAGUUGUCUAGCCAUCCCGAUUGAAGAACAACAUCCCAAACUAUCGCGCCCCUCUCCCAUCAACCCAGAUGUGCCCAGUGACCCGAAACCAGUAGAAGUGAAGGAAGUUUCCAAGUCCUCUGCCACCGUUGAAAGCCACAUCCAGAAAGUCCCUGCUGCCGGGGUUAAGCUUAGCAUUGAAGUAGCGAAAAAUGAGGAAACCUCAACGACGAGUAGCAGCAGCAGCAGCGUGACCACGGAACAGUCAACCAAGACCAAUCCGAAACGAUCGGUUGACUCUGAUUCGAAUGCAGCUGCGAAGCCACCAGCCUUCCGUCGCAAUCAGCCAUCCACUACGACUGAGCAGCCCAGCAGCACUACCCCCAGCAGUACGACUUCGAGCCCAGUCUCGGUGAAAACCCCGAUCAGUACGACGCGCUCUAAGCGUGAGGUCGAUAUCACUGCCGCCACGGCCAGCAGUACAGGUACUACGCCAACCAAACGAACCACGACGGCCGCACCUACCAGCAAUAACGACGACAAGGAAGGACCCCACUUUGUGCGACCAGUUCCAGUGGAUCAGAUACUGAAAAAUCUUAACCAACCGGAAAAGGCUACCGGUUCGGUGGCGGUGGCGGUACAGCACAAAACAGAAAAGUCGCAGGACGAAAAGCAGUCCAACGAAUCGUCGGAGGAAGUUCCACCGAAGGAGGAAGGAACCGAGCAGAAGGCACAUCAACAGACACAUCCCGUAAUUCGGCAGCAGGGUGCCUAGUGCGUAGGCUGCAGUGCAACGUUAUUUAAUUCGCUUUUGUUCUGUUUAUGUUUUAUGCAAAUAAAAUAUUCUUAAAUAUAUCGCUCGUCUAUCUAGAA
Molecule: messenger RNA, 1011 nt
Organism: Anopheles stephensi (Asian malaria mosquito)
Lineage: Eukaryota; Metazoa; Arthropoda; Insecta; Diptera; Culicidae
Product: putative protein TPRXL
Exons: 2
Coding region: 122-913 (263 amino acids)
Source: RefSeq, a predicted model, not a curated record